Messenger RNA from Cydia splendana, 2689 nucleotides. RefSeq names its product proton-coupled zinc antiporter SLC30A1 (gene ZnT77C). The coding region runs from base 180 to 1259 and encodes 359 amino acids. NCBI's taxonomy places the organism in Eukaryota, Metazoa, Arthropoda, Insecta, Lepidoptera, Tortricidae. Gene Ontology annotation, molecular function: zinc ion transmembrane transporter activity. Gene Ontology annotation, biological process: zinc ion transmembrane transport; detoxification of zinc ion; intracellular zinc ion homeostasis. Gene Ontology annotation, cellular component: membrane. The transcript has 9 exons. The record is from RefSeq and is a predicted model, not a curated record.
GCAAGAGCCGCGCUUCGCCAGCCCGCGUCUACUUCACCUCGAUAAAUAUUAUACAACUUACCGGCGAUUGUUUUGUAAACUGACCUGUUGUGACAAGGAUUGCUUUUACUUUGACUUGUGCGGUUGAGCAGAAGCAAAGUAGGCUGUUUAUAAAAAGAUUACAACUUCGCGUCUGUACAAUGGCGAUGAAAGAAUGGCUACAACGGCUGCCCCCGCCGCGCUCGCUGCUCGCGCUGCUGCUGGCCACGGCUGGCUUCAGCGGGCGGCUGUUCGCCUCGCAUGUCACCAAUUCGCCCACGCUCGUCGUCGACACCUGCCACGCGCUGUGCCGCCUGGUGGGGCUCAUCACCACGCUCAUCGCCUACAAGUUCUCGCGCGCCGACGAGAACGCUGGGCGCGAGGGUAAGCUGCGCAACACGUUCGGCUGGGCGCGCAUCGAGGUGGUGGGCCGGCUCUCCGUGCACGUUCUGUUCGCCUCCUUCGCGUUCGCGCUCGUCGUCAACGCGCUGCAGCUCGGCGUGCACUCCUCGCACGUACAACCGCCGAGGUUUCCACGCGUCAUUGUCGCCACAGCUGUUAUAGGACUGUUGCUGCACGCGUUGAACUACAUGCUACUUGCCGGUCGCGAGUUGAGCUACAGCCGGCGCCUGAGCAUGACGGAGAGCGGCGGCGUGGUGCUGAAGCAGGGCGUCGGCGAGCCGGUCCUCGCGCACGCGCCCACUGACAUCGCCAGCAGUUUGUUCGUGAUGGGCGCCGGGCUCACGUUGGAGUGGGAGGGCCAUGCGGCAGGCAUCGUCGAUCCCGCACUCUCUGCUAUCGCCGCCUUUGUGCUUGUCUGCUUCAACUAUCCUUUCAUGCGUUCAGCGGGCAUGAUCCUAUUACAAACCGUGCCAGAGGGGCUGGGCGCGUGCGAGCUGAAGGCGGCGGCGCUGCGCGUGCCGGGCGUGCUGGCCAUCCACGAGCUGCACGUGUGGCAGCUGCACCGCGACCACGUCGUGGCCACCGCGCACGUCGCCUACUCCUCCACACAGGACUACUUGAAGACGUCAGCGCUCGUGUGUGAUGUGUUCAAGCGGCACGGCAUCGGUCUGGUCACGCUGCAGCCAGAGUUCAUGCUGACCCAGCUCGUCGGCACAGAGGAGGAGCAGACAGCGCUAAUACAGUUAGCAAAUGAAGCGUGCAGCAACCCCUGCGCGAAGGAAUGCAUCGGGCCGCGCUGCUGCCAGCCGCCUCCCAAACCUAAAGUCGCGCGGGUGUGAGCAGCCAUUGCAGCUGAAUGUUACUUGCCAUAGCUUCGCACCAAAAAUCAAAGCACCAGUGUCAGACGUAACAUUAGCUUAUCGACUAACGAAAACAUCGCAUGUAAACAAGCCGUUUGCGAACAAGGCCUAUAAUUUCCCUUUUGAGUUGAAAGGUCGGAUAGCAACAGAUGUUUUUGUAAAUACGGCAAUUCUAGUGUUUGAAAAGCGAGAGCGAAAAAAGACGAGACGGCAGUUAAAGCCUUUAUUGGCAAUAUUUCAUUUCUCCUAGCAUUUCCUACUGUUUCGGAAUCCGGGGUCUGUUUUUCUCCAAAUUAAUACGACGACAAGGCAAUUAGCUAGACUAUUAAAUUGCGGAACUCACUGUUACUUUGAUUCUUGGUAAUGAAUAGGUAGAUAGUUUUACUCAAUUAAGCUAUUUUGUUAUACAUGUAAAUAGUAAUUAAAUUAAGUAAUAGAUAAGUGAAUUCGGUACUGUAAAUUCAGUCAAAAGUGUUUAUAAUCUAUAAAAAGAUUUAAACACGAGAUAGGCACAACCAAAGAAAGUCCAUUGAACUGCCGAUGAAAACGAAGUUUCUACACGAGGCUUAGGUAAGCCUGCAUUCUGACAGUAUACCAGUGCGGGUGAAAGUGAGUGAUGAAUGAAAACAUAGUUCGCGCUGCGGCAUUACCUACUACUUUACGGUUUGCUGCGUACACGUUACAAAUGACAGUCGGGUAGGUAAUUAGGUUUAUUAUAGCCUCAUCACGAUAUUUUAAAGUUAGCAAGUUGCUAGUCAUUUAACUAGCCACAAAACUCUUUGUAUGUCACUUAAUAUUCAGAUAGAUACCUGUAGGUACCUUAUUGAAGAUGACUCUCAAAGCCCACCCCUAUCAAACUGUGCGACAUAAUCAUAUUAAGAAACGAGUAAGGUUAGUCAGUAUUUUCUGAUUUGUGGUUGAGGUAAGUGCGCCCCUAUGGGCAACUGACCGUACCCUAGCAACAAGUUGUUGCUUCCCAACUUAACAUACUCUUCCCAGAGAGAAAGGUAGUUCAAGAUGGAAGAGCGUCUAACCCAUUAUUGAAAGUUUUUGCUUGGGUAGUUGCAAUUGUCCCUAAUAUAGACACACGUGCCCCGACUGACCUUAAUACUGAUAAAACAUGAAUAUGAUGCUCAAAUGUAAGUAAUAACCUCCACAUUUAAUAAAGUUCAAAGUAAGGGCAUUCAUUCAUUCAUAGGUAGGUAUACUAUGUAAAAAUAUUCAACAAUAACAAUGUUUGUUCGUUUCAUUACUCAUUCAGACAGCUGUAGCUGUAUGUUAUGAAUCUUAUGACAGACACCUGUGCAUGGAGACGUUGUUAUUGUGAAGUACAGUCAAGGUAUUAUAUAUAGACACGAACAAAGUCCCAAAAAGAUAUACACACUACCUUAAGGGAUAGGAAUAUAAAG